Lactuca virosa is the source of this 1212-nucleotide messenger RNA. Lineage: Eukaryota; Viridiplantae; Streptophyta; Magnoliopsida; Asterales; Asteraceae. The record is from the annotation of a GenBank genome assembly.
AUGACAGCGAAUUAUAAAAGGAAGUCUGGAGGAGAUAGAAUCAGUAACUUGCCAGAACACUUAAUAGCCUCAAUCAUAGAGCGUCUCCCGAUUCAAGAUGCUGUAAGGACAUGCAUUAUAUCUAAAAAGUGGAGGUACAUAUGGACCGAAAUGAGGGAGCUGGUUUUUGAUAACCAGUUCUCAAACAAAUUUGCAAAAAAUGGAGCUUUUGGUCGUAAUGGGUUUAUAAGGAUCAUAAAACAAGUCUUGACCCUUUCCAAAGGUCCUAUCUUGAAAUUUGCAAAAAACGGAGCUUUUGGUGGUAAUGAGUUUAUAAGAAUCAUAAACCAAGUGUUGACCCUUCACAAAGGUCCUAUCUUGAAAUUUCAUCUCCAUAUACCAAACAUAUUUCUUGAUAGCUUCGAAGAAGUCGAUCAAUGGAUGUUACUUUUAUCAAGAACCGGAGUCAGGGAACUCAUUCUUGUUAGUUCAAAUCGAUGUUAUGAACUUCCUUCUUAUGUGUUUUCUUGUCUAGAAUUGACAAAGUUGAAACUGCACAACUGUUUCUUUAAGCCACCACUUAAGUUUGAAGGAUUUCUCAAUCUUGAAGAACUUAUUCUCCGUCAUAUCGAUUUUGGAGCUAACUUGUGUGGAACUAAGAUCAACUUACCACAACUUAAGAAGUUGUCUCUGCAUUCGUGCUCAAACGUUUACAAUUUCAACAUCAAGGCUACAAAUCUCUUCCGUUUGGCUAUCAUCCUUUUGCUCAAGACAUUGACUGCAGGAAAUAUUCCAAAGUGGCUUCAGCAGCCGUACAAUAGUUUAAGGUAUUUAUGGUUCCGAAAAUUUCAACUUGGUGACGUGGAUCAACUUCGUGGUGCUCUUUGUUUGCUUCGGAACUCACCAAAUCUAAGAACACUGGGGAUGAACUUGGAGAAGUUAUUUCAGAAGCCUCGAGUUAACUUAGGACCUGCUUCAAGUAUUUUGGAAUCUCUAAACUGCUUGGACUAUAAAUUGUAUCAGUUGCAAAAUUUUGUUAUAACAUCUAUAGAAGGAUCAAAACCAGAAAUGCUUUUCAUAAAGCUUCUUCUUUCCCAUUCCCCUUCUCUCGAAAAGGUUACCAUUAGACCAAGUGGAUCUUCUAGUGUUCAAGAAAGACUUAACAUUGCGAAGGAUGUUAUGUGGUUCCCUCGAGCCUCACCAAAAGCCAAAAUUAUCUACUCGAAUCCGUAA